CGGCGGGCCGGGCCGGGCCGGGCCGGGCCGGCAGCCGCAGCCUCCGCCGGGCCGGCCGGGGCGGGAGCGGCGCGGGGCGGAGCGGGCGAUGCGCGGGGGCGCGGCGGCGGCCGGGGCGUGCGGGCACCGCCGGCUUCAGGGACAGCUCCCCCGAGCGCCGCCAUGAGCGGCCCCGGCAGCCCGAGCUCCCCUCCGGCCGGGGAGAGCCCUCCGGGGCAGCCCCUCGGGCUGGAGCUGCUGCGCUGCCCCUGCUGCCGCCUGCUCCUCUGGGAGCCGGUGACCGCGUCCUGCGGUCACUCCUUCUGCAAGCCGUGCCUCGGCGGGACCGGGCCGUCCCGCUGCCCGCUGUGCCAGGAGCGGCUGGAGCUGCUGGGCAUCGGGGCGGCGAGGUGCAGCGUGGUGCUGAGCGGGAUCCUGGAGCGAUGCGUGCCGCGGGAGCGGCGGCUGGCCGGGCUGGCGGAGCGCGUCCGCGACCGCCUCGCCCGCGGGGACGCGCGGGAGGCGCUGAGGAUGGCGCAGAGAGGGGUCGAGCUGGCCCUGGACUGCAGCUCCCUGCGGCUGUGCCGGGCAGAGGCCCUGGUGGCACUGGGGCAGUACCCACAGGCACUGGAGGACCUGGACGCUGUGUGCAGGGCUGAGCCUGGACAGCACGAGGCCUUCUUCAGGAAAGGGAAGGUGCUUCUGGAGAUGGGGCAGAGAGCUGAAGCCCUGCUGGCAUGGGAACACUGCCUGACACUGAGUCCACAUUUCCAGCUGGCUCGGAGAGAGAUGGAGAAGAUCAUCAUGGAAGACAAUGCUCCUCAGCCAUGCAUGGCUGCACACCUGGGUGAUGCUCACCUGAGCUCAGCUGGUUCCCAGGUCAAUGGAGGAAGCCCAGUGCUCCCAUCUGGCACACAAGCUCAGGAUCAGGUGGGAGAGCUGGCAGAUGGCCGAGGGGGUGCUGGGUGUGAGCACAGCCAGGACAGAGCCACCCUUUCCCAGCCAGGACAACAGCCAGACCUGGAGCCGUCGGCAGAGAGUCAGGGCCAGUGCUUGUUGGAUAACAAGGAGGGAACAGCAGCAGCAAAGUGUACCCAGCCAUGCCUUGGAGAGUCACUGAGCAUAUCUGACUUGGAGUGCUCCCUCUGCAUACGGAUGUUCUUCGAGCCGGUGACGACGCCCUGUGGUCACACCUUCUGCAAGGAGUGCCUGGAACGCUGCCUGGACCACCGGCCCAACUGCCCCCUCUGCAAACACAGCCUGAGAGAGUACCUGAAGGCUGGGAGGUACAGCCCCACGGUGCUGCUGCAGGACAUCAUGCUGGCCACCUUCCCCACACAGCUGGCUGAGCGCCGGGAGCUGCACCGGGCAGAGAUGGCAGAGCUCUCCAACCUGACCAAGAACAUCCCGAUCUUUGUGUGCACGAUGUCCUUCCCUGGCAUCCCCUGCCCUCUGCACGUCUUCGAGCCUCGGUACCGCCUGAUGAUCCGGCGGUGCCAGGAGAGCGGCACCAGGAGGUUUGGCAUGUGCAUAUAUGAGAAUGGGAAAAGCUUUGCUGACUAUGGCUGCAUGCUGGAGAUCCGUCAGGUGGAGCUGCUGGCCGACGGGAGGUCCUUGGUGGACACCAUCGGCCGGCAGCGGUUCCGGGUGCUGAGCCGCGGCCACAGGGACGGCUACCACACCGCUGACAUCGAGUACCUGGAGGACAAGAAGGUGUCUGGGGAGGAGCUGCAGGAGCUGCAGUGCCUGCACGAGAGCACCUAUCGCCUGGCCCAGCGGUUCUGUGAGCACGGGGACCUCACCUCCAGGCACAUUCUGAUGCAGCAUGGACCACUGCCAGAGAAGGAAGAGGACAUCCAGGCUUCGGCAGACGGCCCGACGUGGUGCUGGUGGCUCAUCUCCAUCCUGCCCCUGGACCCGUCCUACCAGCUGAGCCUGUUCUCGUGCACGUCGCUGCGCGCCCGCCUGUCGCAGCUGCAGCGCAUCCUGACGGCCCUGCUGCAGCAGCCCCCGCCGCGCCACCUCCUGCCCGAGCGCAGCCCCCGGGGCCGCGUCUGAGCCGGCCCUGCCCUCCCUCCCACUCACCUCCACCCUCGGGUUUCUCUGUGUGCUCCUCCACGGUCUGUGUGUGGUUUGAGCCCCACCUUCCAUCCCCCCCCAAAAAAAGUGACCUCAGCUGUGAGCCGGGCGCUCUGCCCGGCUGCGCCGUCCUCGGGGAGCUGCUUGGUGCUGCUGCUGCUGCUGCUGUGCUGUGCCACCAAAGGGCAUACUGGGCUGCAGAGCUGGCUUGUGUCUCCAAAGCCAAAAUCAAUGGCUGAGUGGCUUCUGCACUGAGGAGGAUUCUCCUUAGUGGGAGGACUGAGUGCAAGGAUUGCCUCAGUUUGGGUUCUUCCACUUUGAAGGACAGCUUAGGGGUUUUCAUAGAUGAUCCUGAUUCACACAGGAAAUUUAGAGGCUGGGGAGAGGUGGCACUGGGGAAGCAGAGAAGUUCCAAAGGCUUCCCCCAGCCUUGGGAGCUGAUGGCUCUGCCACUGCUUACAGCUUUGACUUAGUUUGUGUUUGAACAAGAAGAAAGGUUAAAUUAAACAACAUGAAACUCAUGGUCUUGAUCCCAACCACCUCCAUGGCCACAUGGUGAGGAGAUGGUUCUCUUUGAAUGCUCUCAGGUCCAGACACCCCCUUGCCACUGCUCUGCUCGGUGCUGUGCUCACCAGACCCUUCUCCAGGACACUGCCAGCUACCCCCUCAGUGCCAGCUCCAGUGCUGUGGAGUGCCGUGGGAGGGAGCAUUCUGUCAGCUUUGGUGCUUGUCCCCUACCCAAAGGCUGCUCUUCCCGACCCUGGCUGGGUUCAUGUUACAGGGUUGGACCUGCGGGCUGGGAGGAGCUGAUAGUACAAGGGAGUUGAGUCUGGAAGUUUUGUUGUGAACCUUUCUGUUCCUUGACUAAUGCAAUUUCCCCCGUUCUGUUUGUUAUGAGCUUUCUGCUUCCUCAGGAGAAAAUCAGGAUCUCAGCUGAGGCUGGACCCUUGCACUUGGGACCCAGAAUAGUUCAGGAUCCCCCAAAAGAGCACAGUGAAGUCAAAGGGAUCCAGGUCUCUGGAGAGGCAGAGAGGGGCAGGAUCAGUGACCCAGGCCAGGAGCCACAUUGCAGGGGAGCGAGUGCUCGGCUGCUGCUUGUCUCUUGACACGGGGCAAAGACUCUCUGGACAGACCAGGCCUCCAUGGAAAUCCUGAAGAUUGGGGAUUUUUGUCUUUCAUCCAUAAUUUCAGUGGCUUUGGGUUCAGUUGUAGGAGUGACAUCUAGUUAGUGGCUGGAUUAAGAUUGCUUCUGGAAUUUUAUCCCUGCAUUUCUCAAAGGCACCACACCCCCUCAGAGAGCUGUUGGAUGUGUGUGUGGGAGAGAGAAUCAGGGCACUGAUCCUUACUGCAGGUGCUUCUGGGCUGAGCCUGGGUGGGACACUGGGCAUAGCUCCAGAGGGGUCCCUGCUCAGGACCACCACCUUUCCCUGUCCUUCUGUCUCCAGGAGUGAGAAGUCCCUGUCCCUCCUCUCCAUCAAAGUGCCUCCCUGGAGCAACAGUCAGGACCAGGGCUGGCUCCCCAGGAACCUCUGUGAGCACAGGGCAGCUGAAGACAGCUCAGAGCUGGAUCUGCUCCUCUACCUUUGAGCCACAGUGCUGGCCCAGGAGCACCGUGACUCCCAAGGAGCCAUAUUCCUGGGGUGUCAGAUGGGCAGGGGCUGGGGUGGGUGAUGAAGGGAUGCUUUGCAGUCCCAGGGCAGGUGGCAGGAUGACACUGAAGUCCAGGAAGUGCCUUUCUUUUCCCCAGGGUCAAUGUGGGCUCACCCUGUGACAUCCCCACCCCAAGCCACUCACCUCCUCCCUGAGAGGCUGUUUCAGGGUUGAGAGGUCCCGUGGGUCCCUCCAGCAAGGGGUUGGCAUGGGGGGAUGCAGGAGAUCCCCUGUCACACUGGGGAGGAGCCAGGGCCCAGAGCCACCUCUGCCUGGCUGCUUUGGGAAGGGAUCCGUGCAAAUUGCUCCAGUUUGCUUGGAGCACCUUCGUGGUUUUUAUUACUGUCUUUGCUCUUGGAAUUACAUUUUCUUUCAGGUCAUUGAAAUAAAGACCUUUGUUGUUGUUGUUA
Molecule: messenger RNA, 4118 nt
Organism: Motacilla alba alba
Lineage: Eukaryota; Metazoa; Chordata; Aves; Passeriformes; Motacillidae
Product: LON peptidase N-terminal domain and RING finger protein 1-like
Exons: 12
Coding region: 163-2037 (624 amino acids)
Molecular function (GO): protein binding
Source: RefSeq, a predicted model, not a curated record